AUGCAGCUGGCCAACGAGCGGCUCAAUGGAGAGUGUUUCUGUGCCGCCUCCAGGCGCCGCGCGACUGAUGCCUUGCACGCGGCCGCUCGUGUCGGCCUCGCGUGCUCUGGAUGCCAAGGACCCGACGACCCGGCCUACUGCUCUUCCCACCGCGCUCACGCGCGAUCGUCUGUUUAUCGCCUCCCGCCCCCCACCGCCGCCCCCGUUUGUGCGUCGCAGCUCACGUGGACGUCGCGCGUGGCGAGCGAGAUGACGGGCUUCACGCCGGAGGACAUCACGGUGAGCUACCUGCCGCUGAGCCACGUGGCGGCGCAGAUGCUGGACCUGUGGGUGCCCAUGCAGCAGUGCGGCGCCGUCUACUUCGCACAGCCUGACGCGCUCAAGGGCUCGCUGGUGGGCACGCUGAAGGAGGUGCAGCCCACGGUGUUCCUGGGGGUGCCGCGCGUCUGGGAGAAGAUGAUGGAGGCGAUGCGCGCCACGGGGGCGCAGGCCGGAGCCAUCAGGCGCGCCAUCUCCGCCUGGGCCCGCGGCAUCGGCCUGGAGGCCAACCGCAACGCCAUGAAGGGCGAGGGCUCGUUGCCGUGGGGCUACGGGCUGGCGAGCGCGCUGGUGUUCCGCAGGGUGCGCGCGGCGCUGGGCCUGGGGCGCUGCGGGCGGCUCUACGUGGGCGCUGCGCCGGCCUCGCGGGAGACGCUCGAGUUCUUCCUCAGCCUCGACAUGGCCAUGCUCGAGCUGUACGGCAUGAGCGAGAGCUCGGGCCCUCACACGCUCUCCACGGCCACGGCCUGCCGCCUCACCAGCUGCGGCAAGUCAAUGUUCGGCUGCCGCACGCGGCUCGCCUUGCCGGACGCGGAGGGGUGCGGCGAGCUCUGCUUCUGGGGGCGGAACGUCUUCAUGGGCUACCUGGGCCAGGAGGCGAUGACGCACGACGCCCUGGACUCCGAAGGCUGGCUCCACUCGGGUGAUCUGGGCCGGAUCGACGAGGAAGGCUUUGUCUUCAUCACCGAGGAGCUAAAAGAGCUCAUCAUCACGGCGGGCGGCGAGAACGUGGCGCCCGUGCCCAUUGAGGAUGCGGCAAAGGAGGCGCUGCCGAUCGUCUCCUUCGCCAUGGUGAUCGGAGACAAGCGAAAGUUCCUCUCCAUGCUGCUCACGCUCAAGUGCUCGGCGGACCCCGACACGGGCGAGCCGGGGGACCAGCUGAGCCCCGAGGCCGUGCAGUUCUGCCGCUCGGCGGGGAGCAGCGCCACCCUCGCCUCGCAGGUGGCGCCCGCGCUGGGCGGCCGUGGCAGUGCCGGUGACGCGGCAGUGCUGGCCGCCAUCCAGCAGGGGAUAGAGCGUGUCAACCGCGCCGCCAUCUCCAACGCCCAGCGCGUGCAGAAGUGGGCCCUCAUCCCCCACGACUUCACGGUUUCCGGGGGGGAACUCGGCCCCACCAUGAAGCUCAGGCGGCCGGUGGUGCUGCGGCUCUACCAGGAGGUGGUGGACGCAUUCUACGCCGAGGCCACGUAGGUGGCCACGGGACAGCGGCGGGCGACCGGCGCCCCCCUCCGCUGCUGGAUGGCGCCCUCCCAGCGUGUCCCCUCUCUCUCUCUCCCCUCACCGGGGGGAGGGAGGGAGGGGGCUGGGAAUCUUCACGUCCCCCGGACCCCAGCACGAGCGUCAACGUGCUCCAGACACCGCUGGCGAGUUCGCACGGAAAACCAAAGAACCGCUCUCAAACCAAAACUUUAUUCACCCAAGUGACCUUGGCUCCUCCUCUUCCUCCCCCCUCCCCCUCCUCCUCCUCCUCCAACAUCUCUUUUCCACUGGCACCAUCCGAGCCGAGCCGGAGCCAAACCGCAAUUCGCCAUCAAUCUGUGUUGGGGGGCAAGCAGGGCCAGGGGGCAGGGAUAGGGCCGUGCGGGCGACGCCGGUCGGUUCCGCGGUUAUGGCGCGCCGGCGCGCUCACCGCGUCACCCACGCGCGUCUCCGCUCAAUCUCCGCACGCCCGUGACGUCUGCGGCACGGCCCGGCACGGCCCGGCUCAGCCCGGCACGGUUUUUUGUGGUGGUAAAACAACGCCGGCUCCACCUGAGCGGCGCCGGCUCGGACGCGCAGUGGGAAGAUGCUGCGCCAGGAGACGCCUCGCCAGGGCCGCUUGGUGCUAAGCGACGUUUCUCGUUGCUAAGAGAGGGCGGCGGUCGCGGCUUUUGCCCGGAAUUUUUUUGUAAUUUUGUUGUUACAAAGCUCUCGCGCCACGAUUGCGGAGAGUCUCGCUUAGCGGGGGUCGGCGGAUCGCGUCCGGGAUGGGGUACGAAAGCGAAAGGCGCAGCCCCGUGGCGGAAGGGGUCCCCUCCGCUCGAGGGAGAACCUCGAGGGAGAACCCCUCCUGACCAGAGGGUUGUUCUUGGCCUACUCCUCCACGCUGGCCAGCACGUCUCGGAGGAGUCGCCCAUGCUCUCGCCCACCGUGUGCGCGACCCGCCGAUCGACCCGAGUGCGGUGAAGCCGUCUCCACCGCUGGGUGGAGACGGCUCCACCGCUGGGUGGACAACGACGCUGGAAGCUCAGGAUGCACCUUCGGUUCACAAUCAAAGCUGAAAUUGUAUUGGUCGGGGUCAACUUAUAGUUGGGGUGAACUUAUAGUCGGGGUGAACUUAUAGUCGGGGUCAACUUAUAGUCGGGGUCAACUUAUAGUCAGGGUCAACUUAUAGUCGGGGUCAACUUAUAGUCGGGGUCAACUUAUAGUCAGGGUCAACUUAUAGUCGGGGUCAACUCAUGGUCAUGGGGAACUUUUGCAAAUCCGUUUUGUUAGGUUCCUGGGUGAUAAUUCCUCGGGGUUUGUGGGAGCAUAAACAAGACAAAGAUCCCCCGUGUAGCCUUUACAGACUCGUGGGGCAAUUUGGCCGGAACGGCACAAGAGAGGGUGGUGGGUGGGCAGCAUCACGCGUGGGCCGCCUUCAGCGGUGAUGUUGACUUCACACUGCACCAGGUCCUUAUUUGAGGCUGAAUCAACCUAGGGGGAGCCCAGGACGGGUUCAAGUGUGCACCACCGUUACCGGCCGUCGAGUCUUCAGGUGUUGCGCGGCGAGUCCGCGGUGAGUCGACGCGGUCCGUCGUUAACCUCGUCGCCAAAGAUCGGACCGUGUCGCUCUUCCAAAUGAUAUCGGCGGCGGCGGCGACUGUGUUUGGCGAUCACCGUGUCGAUACCAACGCCGCGUGUGCGCGCGUGGCCUUCAAAAUUAAAAACUACGUUUUUCGGGC
Lethenteron reissneri (Far Eastern brook lamprey) is the source of this 3242-nucleotide messenger RNA. Its product is annotated as long-chain-fatty-acid--CoA ligase ACSBG2-like. Gene Ontology annotation, molecular function: long-chain fatty acid-CoA ligase activity. Gene Ontology annotation, cellular component: membrane; endoplasmic reticulum. NCBI's taxonomy places the organism in Eukaryota, Metazoa, Chordata, Hyperoartia, Petromyzontiformes, Petromyzontidae. The record is from RefSeq and is a predicted model, not a curated record.